Porites lobata is the source of this 2308-nucleotide messenger RNA. The record is from the annotation of a GenBank genome assembly. Lineage: Eukaryota; Metazoa; Cnidaria; Anthozoa; Scleractinia; Poritidae.
AUGGCCGAUCACAACGAUAUUCAAGGUACGUAAGAAUAAGUCAUCGUGAGGAAACAGUGCAGUGUGAUCUAAAUAAUACGAGCCAUGAUACUAAAUACAAACUCUAUUCCAUAGUUCAGCCCAGAUAUCCUGGCUACCCGAUGCAACCGUACCCACAAGAAAGGCCAACUUCCACGAGUGUGACUUUGCAAGUAAGCUCUUCAUUAAGUUUAAUUCAAUAAUAUCUUUGUACCAGUAACGUUUUACGCGAUCAAAAAGCUUAAUGUUUCGUUAUUCACCACUAUUUUCGUAUUUUCAGCCCAAUUCAACAGCUCAGCCUCCUCGUCCAUGGAAUUGGAUGGCUGUAUCAAUUUUUACCACCUUGUUCUGUUGCUUUCCAUGUGGUGUAUCAGCCAUUGUACACAGUCGUAAGGUAAGAAAUAACCUUAAGUUGUUUUGUUCCCUCCACCAAGUUGUGAUGGGUCUAGGUAAGUGCUACACGGGAGGGAUAUGGCGCCCGGUUCUUUAAAUUCAGGCCUAGCUGUUGUUUUAGAAAACAAGAAAAGGCUAAUUUUUUAGUAGCUAGUUUAGAGCACCCUACCUUUACUUGAGUUUUGUACGUUCAAAUUUAUACUACACAUAGUUGCAGAAAACGUCUCGAACCAUCACUUAGGAACCCCGGCACAUAACACCCGUAAAGUAUUUUUGGGGAGUAACCCUGGCAGACAAAGUCAAAGGCACUACAAUUUAUAAAGUUUAACUUCAAAUUACCAAAACAAAACAGCAAAGACAAGAAUAGCAUGUAAAUUACAAUCUUACUGAGGUACUGUAUUUGUUGGUUCUCUCCCUUGCUCAAAGAGGUUUUUCUCCGGGUACUCCAUUUCAGGAGACCAAGAAUCAGGUAGACGAAUGGCCACUUAGUGGAUAUGCUACCUCUAAAUCGUUAUUAAUUUAUUAUUUAUUUAGGUGUAUCUUGCAUAAGAUACGAACGAAACGAAAAAUUUAAGUCAUGGUUGCCUCAGAUCUAUAUUGGCUACGGGUUCUGACAACACUUUAAAAAUGCCUAAAAGACUCAGUAAAAACAUCUGGGCAAACAGUCGUCUUUAUGUUAGUUCAUCUAUGCCCCCCUUUGGCUUUCCUUUUCUCCUUAACGCUUGAGCAGUUAUUAAUGGGUUUAAUUUUCUUUGACCAGUUGACAAGUGCUGAAAUCGGCUUAUAUUGUCACGUGUCCUAGCACCUUUUAGAGUGUUUUAGCAUCGACGACGGCGACGGCAGCGAAAACGUAACUUUUAAAAUGAAUUAGCGUUCUUUCAAAUUCGCUGAAAAUGCCUGAUGUAGGCAAAACUCAAAUUUUAGAAAGAGUAAGAAAAUUUUGUCGUCAACGUCGCUGGUUUACGUCCUCCAUGAAACGUGAAAUUAGGCAUUUUCACGUCGUAGUCGGGCAGUAACGGCAAAGAAAUGUGCAAAAUAGCGUGAAGCACAUGAUAGACAUAAACCUAUUGCUGUUCUGACGUUCUCGUUGCUCUUGGCCCGGCUUAGACGCCAAACUUUUCAUGAGCCGAACCUAUAAAUUCGAAUUAAGGCCGACCCAAGUUAUUUAGACCAGCUGAAUUGAUUCAGGCGCCGAUCUUAUUUGCAACUGAACAAAAUUCAAAAGGCGAAAAAAUGCUCAUUUCCAGGUCAAACUGCUUACAAAAUACGUUAUAAUAAUUUAUGCAUUAGCUUCGGUACAUGAAAAGUUCGGCGUCUGAAUCAAAGCCGAUCCAAAGUCGCUCCAAAGGCGAAAUUCCUGACCGGGCUAUGAGGAAAGAACGGCUGAGCCGUUCCAAAUUGAAACAGGCGUUCCUGAUUAAUUCAGCGCCAAACUUUUCAAGUAUAGACCCUUGUCACCCGGCGGCCAUUUUGUACCAAGAGAUUAAAAAAGCUUUGUAUUUGCACGGCUAGCCUCGUUCUCACUGCUUUUUUAAUUUCCUGGGACAAAAUGGCCGCCGCGUGACAAAGGUCUAUUAGGUUCGGUAAAGUUCAGCAUCUGAACCAGGCCUUAAAAUGUGAAUGACCGUUUUGCAUGAUAUGGUACUGGAAAUGUCUGCAGUGCCGGGAAUGAUGCUUUUACGAUUACAUAAUUUAUGCUCGUAUGAUUUUCUUUCUUUUUCUCUAGGUGAAUAGAGCAUACGAUGCUGGAGAUCACCAAGAAGCCGAGAAAAGCGCAAAAAAGGCUAAAUGGUUGAAUAUAAUUUCGGUCAUAUUUGGUCUUAUCUUCAUCCCAAUAAUAGUCUAUUGGCAGUAUUUGCGUUUUAAACAGGUGCAAGAACAAGAAAAUAGCUACUAA